UGAAGGGAAGGUGCCCCGAGCAACAACAAGCAGAAACUGAAGACAGUCGCAGUCGACGUCUGGCAGAGCAUAUUCAGCGCUGGUGACGUGUAUGCAUCCAGACAUCAUGGUUGUAAUUGACUGCUAAGGAAUUUGCAAACAAGUAACUUUUAUUUACGAUUGUUCAUUUGCCCCAUGACUUUUGGCCCCUUAAAAAGUGGGAGACAUACAAUAUGGUCCCCAAUCAAGUCCGUUUUGGCCUAUUUAGAGCUUUUUUCCAGAGCCUUCGCCACUCAGAAAUUUGAAAUCAAUCAAAAUGGUGCCCAAUCAGGUCCAAUAUAAUCCAUUUUAGAAGUUUUUACCGACACAGGGCUGACCAGAAAUGUCCUUAAGACACCCCAAAAAUGCUAAUAAUUGCCCUGGGCAGAUGAGAUUGACAUGGCAACACAGAGGCUGAACUCUGAUUGGACAACCAAAUCAACGUACACAUAGCAGAAGCAGUGCAGCCAAGAGAAACGCUAUGAAAUAAAGAGAAGAGACCGGUGGGAAUAAAUUAGUUUCAUUUUCUGACUGCCCACACCAUAUAUUAGUAUUUUUAAUGGCACAUGGAUCCAAAACUACCAAAAAAAACCCUAAUAUAUGUAUAAGUUAAAAAUAGCAGUAAUAGAACUGCAUGCAGGAUAUAGUGUACCUGACGCUUGGCUUGCGUCAGACAACCUAACACGCAGCAAGUGCUGGCUUUUAUUGUGAAGGCCCGGGCGGCACCCGCGCCACCCGCUUCCUGCCGCUCAUAACGGAGCAGCAGGCGCACUGGCAGCCCCCCUUUCUCUCUGCUGACUCAGUGCCUUAGCAGCAGUCCCGCACAUCCCCGAGAACGACCGGCAGCAUCCUCCUCCGCCCAGCACCGCAGACAUGGCCAAGACUGCAAUUGCUUACAAGGAGAAGAUGAAGGAGAUUUCCGUCUUCUCGCUCAUCUGCUCCUGUCUGUACCCCGAAAGCCGCAAGAACGCCCUGGGCGACUUCGAAGAGCUGGACAUCAAGCCGAUCAACAAGCGCGCCUCAGGCCAGGCCUUCGAGGUGCUCUUGAAGCCGACGUCGCCCGUGUCGGACGCGGCCCACUGUGUCACCUCGCCCCCCAAGAGGGACAUCUCCCUGGACGACAUCCAGAAGAAGCUGGAGGCCGCCGAGGACCGCAGGAAAUCCCAGGAGGUGCAGGUGCUGCGGGCGCUGGCGGAGAAGCGCGAGCACGAGCGCGACGUGCUGCUCAAGGCCAUGGAGGAGAACAGCAACUUCAGCCGCAUGGCCGAGGAGAAGCUGCAGCUGAAGAUGGAGCAGAUCCAGGAGAACCGGCAGGCCUACCUCGGCGCCCUCAUGGAGCGCCUGCAGGAGAGGGAGAGGCACGCUCAGGAGGUGCGCAGGAACAAGGAGUUGAGAGAAGAGGUGACAGCGUGAGGAGGACCCCACAACCCCCAGCCACCCCCCACCACUUUCUCCUCCCCUGGGUCCUACUGUCCACCCUAAUGGAAAACGCCAUCAUCUGAACCCCUACCGUUCCUUCCUCGUUUCCAUACAACAUCCCGAGACAGUGGCACGCACACAUGGGAGGGUUUUGGAGGGGUCAUUCAUCAUAACGAAAACAUAAAUCAGCCAUUCUUCCCAACAACAACAACAAAAAACAAGAAAAAAAAGGAAUCUGAUUGCCAGAAAGUCACGGAAAGCGGUGGUGUAAAUACUUCUUUUUUUCUUAUAUACAGUACAGAAAGUAUUGAUUGCGGUGCGACAUUUUUCAUUAUCUUUAUUUUUGUUGUCGUUUUGUGGCUUAGGUGUUUUUGUGGUGAGUUUGCAAGGACCCCUCCUCUCGCCCCCCUUUCUCGUUAGCAUUUAAUGCUAGGCUAACAUAGCAUAGCAUCCCGAUCUCUUCCUUGUUCACGCGUUUAGCAUAGCACACAGCUAAUUAGCAUUUAGCAACGCUGCAGAAAACAAAACCCGGAAUCCUGCGAACCCCUCCCCCCUCUUCGUAACUCGCUUUUAGCAGGGAGGAGCCACGCCUGAGGUUGAACCCCAUUGGUUGGUACCGUGUCAUGUGACUCUUUCCAUUCGUGUGUGUGUGUGUGUGUGUGUGAGACCCUCUCUCGCUCUCUCUUUCUGCAUUACUGUACAUCUUUGUCAAGAAAGCUGUGGUUAAUAAAGAUUUGGGGUUCAUUGAAAAUCA
This is a messenger RNA of Phyllopteryx taeniolatus (common seadragon), 2191 nucleotides long. It is a transcript of the gene stmn2b, whose product is annotated as stathmin 2b. The record is from RefSeq and is a predicted model, not a curated record. The transcript is spliced from 5 exons. The coding region runs from base 892 to 1431 and encodes 179 amino acids. Gene Ontology annotation, biological process: regulation of microtubule polymerization or depolymerization; neuron projection development; microtubule depolymerization. Gene Ontology annotation, cellular component: cytoplasm; neuron projection; growth cone. NCBI's taxonomy places the organism in Eukaryota, Metazoa, Chordata, Actinopteri, Syngnathiformes, Syngnathidae. Gene Ontology annotation, molecular function: tubulin binding.